CCUAAGCCAAACCAUCAAGGUUGGAAUGGAACGUGGUAUGUUCUGGACGUUCUUUCGGGGUCUCACCUUGGUUGUCUCCACUACUAUUGCCUCGACUUCUUCCAUCGCUGGGCCUCUCCAUCUUAUGGUAUUACCCCUAUGAAAUUGUUCCUCCCCUGAAACGUCAUCUCCGACGACAAGGGAUCCGAAUGGGAGAUAAAGAAGCCGCGACAACAACUGGAAAAAACACAUCAAGCUUCACUCGAUGUUCUUGAAAUACAUUCUCCUGUUCAUCGGCUCUGAUAGGGUCCUUGUGUAUUGGGCAAUAUGAGCGUCCACUCCCAUGACCAUGCCGCAUUUGCGAGCACCCCGUCCCCACGGUCUGGAUCAGUGCCUGAUAUUGAAGCCCAUCCACGUUCACCGCAGGAACAGCCUUUCCCCACCACCUGGGAACCCACAUCACCAGAGACGCGGACUAUUCCUGCAAGGCCGAGCUCUCAGGAGACAAUCAGGCACCGUGCGCGACGCGCUAAUACUGCCCGUUCAUACCGUCCGGACACUGUUGCGCACGACCCAAGCUGGCAGCCGGGGACGGAGCCUGGUAUUGAUCCUACCAGACCUCUCCCGGCUUAUAAUGCAGAAUGGAUGACCUCAAUAUCAACGAGCUUACAUCGUCGGUGCGAUAUCACUGUAGUGGACUUCUCUCAGAAUGAAAUGCGCCAAUACGCACUCGACAACGACACGAUAGAGCAAUUUAUGGCCCGAGAGCGGGAGCCCUGGGUGCAGUGCAGGUGGAUCAACGUCAAUGGACUCAGCUGGGAUGUUAUUAGGGUGUUGGGUAACCAAAAAGGAUUGCACAGGCUUGCGCUGGAAGACUUAAUCAACGAGACCAAUCGCACCAAGGUGGAUUGGUAUUCUGAUCAUGCGUAUAUCGUUCUUACGCUACAAAAGUUGAUCACCACUCGACAGGACUCGAGCGACUCAGAAGAGGAGGACCCUGAUGAUAAUGAGUCCUUCAGGCCAAAUCGAAGAGACUCCGGGAUGAGUAGUAGCAGAUCGGUAUCUGUGAAGAAGCCCACCCGGCGACGUGUUAUCCUGGCUGCCCUGAAAGAUAUCUUCUGGCCUAAAUCGCGAAAACAUGAAGCAUCAAACAGGAAUACCGAUGGAGCUGGCUCUCGGUUUGCUAUGAAUGGAUCCUCGAAGAACCCCAGACUCGGUGAUCUCGCUGAUGUUCCUGGUCCUGCGCGCAGUAUUCAGCGGUACCGAGGUGGCCCGAACGAAGAUCGGAUUGCUUUCAUGGAGCGCCAUGCUGUGUUAGCUCCAAAGGGCCUGGGCGUAACACUGGAACAAGUUUCAAUCUUUCUCAACGCUGAUAAUACUGUCAUUUCAUUUUUCGAAGCAAGUGCAGAAGAGAUUGAGGCGCCUAUUGCGAGGCGCCUUACCCAACCUGAGACGAUUUUACGCCAGUCAUGCGAUGCCAGUAUGCUCGUGCAGGCCAUAUUGGAUGCCAUUAUCGACUUGGCGAUACCGGUGACCACAGCCUACCAAGACGCAAUCGGUGAUCUUGAGCUCGACGUCCUGACGGACCCGGAUGUUGACCAAUCCAAGAGUCUUUAUAUCCUAACAUCCGAAAUCGCAAUCCUUCGCAGCGUUAUGCAACCGAUUGCGACCAUUAUUAAUGCUCUUCGCGACCAUCGUUCUGAACCCAUCAGCACUCCUGGUGUUGCAACACUCCGUCCUCCAGGGUUUGCGACACCUUCCUCCGCUCCGGGACACAUCGGCAUUAGUACUCCAAAUCUUAUGAGUAUAGGUGGCACGAGUGUGUCCAUAAGUCCUAUGUGCCAUACAUACUUGGGCGAUGCACUAGAUCACUGUAUUACCAUCGUUGAGGGAUACGACCAAAUGCGAAGAGCUGCAGACAACAUGAUUGAUCUGAUCUUCAACACAAUCGGUGCAUACCAGAAUGAGAGUAUGAAGCAGUUGACUCUUGUGACGUGCUUGUAUCUCCCUCUUACCUUUUUAACGGGUUAUUUUGGUAUGAAUUUUGACAGAUUCUCUGGAGUCACCGACCAUAGCGAUUCAUAUUUCUGGAUAAUUGCACCGCCUUUCGUCUUUGCAACUACGCUUAUUUUGAUGCGGGAUAAAAUCCAGCGGUAUGCUGUAUUACUGGCACAAAGACGCCUUAUUUCCAGUUCGAGACGACAGAGAAGGCAAAAAGUAUCCAAGCGAGAUUGACCUUGGUGUUUAUCGGAAUUGGUCCACAGCGACAAAACCGUAUUCGAUGACAAUUAUUGUUAGGCCAUGAGCGGUGACCUUAUAUUGUACAUUCAGUUCUAUAUUGUAAAUUCUAUAAUAGAGAUAUUCUAGAAAGACUUGCGUCGAAAUGCCAUAUAAGCCUUCCACGGAAGCUUCCAAUCAGACCGAAGAAGCU
Messenger RNA from Aspergillus versicolor CBS 583.65, 2410 nucleotides. RefSeq names its product putative CorA family metal ion transporter. Gene Ontology annotation, molecular function: cobalt ion binding; cobalt ion transmembrane transporter activity; magnesium ion binding. Gene Ontology annotation, cellular component: membrane. NCBI's taxonomy places the organism in Eukaryota, Fungi, Ascomycota, Eurotiomycetes, Eurotiales, Aspergillaceae. The record is from RefSeq and is a predicted model, not a curated record. Bases 307 to 2214 code for a protein of 635 amino acids. The transcript is spliced from 5 exons. Gene Ontology annotation, biological process: metal ion transport; transmembrane transport.